AGUCAGAGAGGGAAUAAUGCAGAAGUUACUGUAAAAGAAACAAAGAGAGACACAUCUGCACAGAAAAACACCACUUUAACUGCAGCCAGGCUUGUUGGGAGCUCUUUUGGCAUCAUGGCAGAGCUCAGUUUCAAUGUGGAUCACGGCUAUCUGGAGGGUCUGGUUCGAGGUAUGAAGGCCGGGAUUCUAACUCGCACUGACUAUCACAACCUGGCCCAGUGCGACACACUUGAGGACAUGAAGCUGCACCUGCAGAGUACAGAUUAUGGUAAACUGUUGUCCUCCUCUGAAGAGGACCUGACUGUGUCUCUGGUGGACAGCAAGCUGAGGGAGUACCUGGUGACUGAAUUCAGCUGCCUUCGCUCCAACGCCCUGCCUCCAUUAUCUACCUUCCUUGACUAUAUAACCUACAGCUACAUGAUCGACAAUGUGGUGAUGCUGAUCACCGGGGCCCUGAAACAGAGAGAUGUAGCAGAGCUCCUCCCGCGGUGUCACCCACUGGGAGCGUUUGACCAAAUGGCCGCAGUGGGCAUCGCUCGAACCCCGACUGAGCUCUACUCAGCCAUCCUGGUGGACACACCGCUGGCUCCCUUUUUCCAGGAUGCUGUAUCUGAGUCCAACCUGGAUGAGAUGGAAGCUGAGAUCCUCAGAAACAAACUGUAUAAGGCAUAUUUAGAGUCUUUCCACUCUUUCUGCAAGAACAUUGGUGGUGCUACAAAAGAUAUAAUGUGUCCUAUCCUGGAGUUUGAGGCAGACAGGCGGGCCUUUAUCAUCACAGUGAACUCCUUCGGGACAGAUCUCAGCGGUGCAGACAGGAGCGCGUUAUAUCCAUCUUGUGGAAGACUUUACCCUGAGGGGCUGCGACUGCUGGCGAAGGCUGAAGACCACGAGCAAGUCAAAGCUGUGGCCAACUGUUACCCAGAGUAUAAAAUCAUUUUUGAGGACCCUGAGCCAGGAUCCGACUUCAAGACUCUGGAGGACAGAUUCUUUGAACGAGAGGUGAAACUGAACACACUCGCUUUUCUGCAGCAGUUCCACUUCGGAGUGUUUUACUCCUACAUCAAACUGAAGGAGCAGGAGAGUCGCAACAUCAUCUGGAUCUCUGAGUGCGUCACACAGAGACAGAAGUCCAAGAUAGACAACUACAUACCCAUCUUCCCAGGAACAAAUUAACUGAGCAAUAAAGAGAAAUACAUAUAUUUAACACACAGUUGUAAGAGAGCAUACAAAGAGGUAAUAAAUGCACUUAAUCAAAAA
Dicentrarchus labrax (European seabass) is the source of this 1257-nucleotide messenger RNA. RefSeq names its product V-type proton ATPase subunit d 1-like. Gene Ontology annotation, biological process: vacuolar transport; vacuolar acidification; proton transmembrane transport. The transcript is spliced from 8 exons. Gene Ontology annotation, cellular component: proton-transporting V-type ATPase, V0 domain; early endosome; lysosomal membrane. The record is from RefSeq and is a predicted model, not a curated record. The coding region runs from base 115 to 1173 and encodes 352 amino acids. Gene Ontology annotation, molecular function: proton-transporting ATPase activity, rotational mechanism. NCBI's taxonomy places the organism in Eukaryota, Metazoa, Chordata, Actinopteri, Moronidae.